AUGCCUCCGCGGCGCUCCAGCGCCGCCUCGGCCGCCGGCGCUCUCAGUAAGUCGCGGGCCGCGAUGGCGCGAGUGCGGCUGCUGGCGCUGGCGGUGGGCGUGGCGGCCGCGGCGGGCCGCGCGCGCGGCUGCGAGCCACUGGCCAUCGACAUGUGCCGCGGCAUCGGCUACAACCACACGGGGCUGUCGGCGCUCGCGCAGAAGGAGGCCGAGUUCAUGCUGCAGUCGUUCAACCCGCUGGUGCAGUACGGCUGCUCGGCGCAGCUGCAGCUGCUGCUGUGCGCCGUGUUCGCGCCCAUGUGCACCGACAAGGUGGCGGCGCCCAUCGGGCCGUGCCGCGGCCUCUGCCACGCGGUGCGCCGCCGCUGCCUGCCCGUGCUGCAGGGCUUCGGCUUCCCCUGGCCCGCGUCGCUCAACUGCUCGCUCUUCCCGGCCGACAACAACCACGAGACCAUGUGCAUGGAGGGCCCCGGCGAGGACGAGCCGCCGCCGCCCGCCGCCGACGGCCCUCCCGGCGUGCCGUCGCGCUGCCAGCCGGCGUGCGACGCGGACGUGGCGUGGGCGGCGGCCGAGAAGCGGCUGGCCGAGGCGUGGGCCACCGGCUGGGCGGCGGUGGGCUUCGCCGCGUCGCUGGGGGCGGCGCUGACGCUGGUGGGCGGUGGGGGCGGCGGCCGCGGCCGGCAGGGCGGGGGCGGCGCCGGCUCCUCGGGGGCGGCGUCGGCGCGCUCGCCGCCGGCCGUCGCCUUCCUGGCGCUGUCGCACAACCUGUGCGCUGUCGGCUGGGCGGUGCGGGCGGCGGCGGGGCGGCGCGCCGUCGCCUGCAGCGCCGCCCACGCGCUGCUCAUGACGCGCGACGGGCUGGCCAACGCCAACUGCGCCGUCGUCUUCCUGCUCCUCUACUACUUCGGCACCGCCGCCUCCGUCUGGUGGGUGGUGCUGUGCCUGUCGUGGUUCCUGUCGGCGGGCGGCGGCUGGUCGGCGGAGCGCGUGCAGCAGCAGUCGUCGCUCUUCCACCUGGCGGGCUGGGGGCUGCCCGCCGUCUGCACCGUCGCCGUGCUCGUCCUCAGGCACGUCGACGCCGACGAGCUGACAGGGUCGUGCUACGUGGGCAACCACAGCGCGCGCUCGCUGCUGGUGUUCGUGGUGGUGCCGCAGCUGGCGUGGCUGUGCGCCGGCGGCGCCCUGCUCGCCGCUGGCUGGCUGGGCUGCCGCAGGCGCCGGGGCGCCGCCGCCAGGAUGCGAACCCUGGGCCCGGACGCCAAGCUCAACCAGGGUGAGCUGUGCCGCCUGGGGGCGCUGGCCGGGGCGUGCGCGGUGCCCGCGGCGCUGAGCCUGGUGGCGCUGCUGGUGGAGUACGGGGCGCGCCGCCCCCACGAGGCGGGGGCGACGCCGCUGUGGGCGCCGCUGCUGCGGCUGGCGGCGGGGCAGGCGGGCGCCGUGGCCGUGGCCGGCUGGGUGUGGCUGUGCUCGCCGCCGCCCUGCCGCUCGCUGCGCGCCUGGCGCCGCCUCCAGCCGUGCAAGCAGCCGCCGCCCGCCUCCGCCGCCCCCGCGCCGCCGACGCACCCGCCGCCGCUCUACUACCAGCCGGCGGCGCUGGCCCGGCCGCCCUACCAGCACGCUGCGCCCUCCACCACCGCGCAGCUGGUGCACCUGCAGCACAGCGCCGCCCACGCCUCCCAGCCGCUGCUGCCCGCCACCCUGGGCCAGCACCAGCCGCUGCUGCUGCCCGCCGGCCCCGCCGCCCACGUCCACGGCGGCCACAAGCCGGCGCGCAAGCACCGCUCUUCCAAACACACCAAGCACGGCAGUGAGACCACUGUCUGA
This is a messenger RNA of Schistocerca americana (American grasshopper), 1824 nucleotides long. It is a transcript of the gene fz4, whose product is annotated as frizzled-4. The record is from RefSeq and is a predicted model, not a curated record. Gene Ontology annotation, molecular function: Wnt-protein binding; Wnt receptor activity. Gene Ontology annotation, cellular component: plasma membrane. Gene Ontology annotation, biological process: canonical Wnt signaling pathway; non-canonical Wnt signaling pathway. The transcript has 5 exons. The coding region runs from base 1 to 1824 and encodes 607 amino acids. NCBI's taxonomy places the organism in Eukaryota, Metazoa, Arthropoda, Insecta, Orthoptera, Acrididae.